Messenger RNA from Sordaria macrospora k-hell, 1047 nucleotides. RefSeq lists its product as uncharacterized. The record is from RefSeq and is a predicted model, not a curated record. Gene Ontology annotation, molecular function: cellulose binding. Gene Ontology annotation, biological process: carbohydrate metabolic process. NCBI's taxonomy places the organism in Eukaryota, Fungi, Ascomycota, Sordariomycetes, Sordariales, Sordariaceae. Gene Ontology annotation, cellular component: extracellular region.
AUGGCCCGCAAGAGCAUCAUCACCGCGCUGGCUGGCGCCUCCCUCGUCGCCGCCCACGGCCACGUCUCCAAGGUCAUCGUCAACGGCGUCGAGUACCAAAACUACGACCCCGCCGUCUUCCCCUACCUCUCCAACCCUCCCACCGUGAUCGGCUGGACGGCCGACCAAAAGGACAACGGCUUCGUCUCCCCCGACGCCUUCGGCACCCCGGACAUCAUCUGCCACCGCUCCGCCACGCCCGCCGGCGGCCACGCCACCGUCAAGGCCGGCGACAAGAUCUCUCUCAAGUGGGACCCCGUCUGGCCCGACUCGCACAAGGGUCCCGUGAUUGACUACCUGGCCGCCUGCAACGGCGACUGCGAGACCGUCGACAAGACUUCCCUGCGCUUCUUCAAGAUCGACGGCGCAGGCUACAACAACGGCGUUUGGGCCGCCGACGCCCUAGUCAACAACGGCAACUCGUGGCUCGUCCAGAUCCCCGCCGACCUCAAGCCCGGUAACUACGUCCUCCGCCACGAAAUCAUCGCACUCCACGGCGCUGGCUCCGCCAACGGCGCCCAGGCUUAUCCCCAGUGCUUCAACCUCAAGGUUGAAGGCUCCGGCAAUAACCUCCCUUCGGGAGUCCCGCUUUACAAGGCUACCGACGCCGGUAUCCUGUUCAAUAUGUACCAGAACGACUUCACUUACCCCGUCCCUGGCCCCGCGCUGAUUGCCGGCGCCGUGAGCUCCAUCCCGCAGAGCAGCUCCGCGGCUACGGCUACCGCGAGCGCGACGGUGCCUGGUGGUGGUGGAUCGGGUGGUAGCCCUGUUACUACUACUGCUGCGGGAGCUACUACGACUAAGGCGACGACUACGCUGGUUACUAGCACCAAGGCUACUACGUCAGAUGCGCAGGUGACUACUACUGCUCCUCCGGCGACUGGUGGUGGUGGUGGUGCGGCGCAGAAGUAUGGACAGUGUGGAGGGAAUGGCUGGACGGGUCCUACUACUUGUGUUAGUGGAAGUGUUUGCACUAAGGUUAAUGAUUGGUAUAGCCAGUGCCUCUAA